This is a messenger RNA of Cariama cristata (Red-legged seriema), 375 nucleotides long. It is a transcript of the gene FAM241A, whose product is annotated as chromosome unknown open reading frame, human C4orf32. Bases 1 to 375 code for a protein of 124 amino acids. Gene Ontology annotation, cellular component: intracellular membrane-bounded organelle. The record is from RefSeq and is a predicted model, not a curated record. The transcript is spliced from 2 exons. Lineage: Eukaryota; Metazoa; Chordata; Aves; Cariamiformes; Cariamidae.
AUGAGGCAAGGCUGCGGUUCGGAGAAAGAGGAGGCCACGACCUGGGAACUUGCCGUUUGCUACAAAGCUCCAAAGCCCCUCCGUGGCAAUACGCUGGGCGGUCAGAUGGCUGAGUACCGGCAAGAUUGGGUCCAGCAAGAGCAAAGAAACCACACUACAGAACCUGUAAUAGAUGACUAUAAAAAGAUGGGGACUCUCUUUGGUGAACUAAACAAAAGCCUUAUCAGAAUAGGCUUCACAAGGAUGUACUUUGGAGAACGGAUAGUAGAACCUGUAAUAAUUAUAUUCUUCUGGGUUAUGCUCUGGUUUCUUGGCCUACAAGCUCUUGGACUGGUUGCUGUUCUGUGCCUUGUCAUUAUUUAUGUACAACAGUAA